CGACCCAUCGUCGCCGCCGAUGAUGGCCGGGACAGCAGCCGCAGCGCUGCUCGUCUUCUUCCUGGCCGCCGUCUCCGCCGAGGCGGGGUCGGCGCUCCCGAGGUUCGCGGAGGCGCCGCAGUACCGGAACGGGGAGGGGUGCCCGGCUCCAUCGGGGGCCGGGGUGUGCGACCCGGGGCUGGUCCACAUCGCCAUGACGCUCGACGCGCACUACCUGCGCGGCUCCAUGGCGGCCAUCUACUCCCUCCUCAAGCACGCCUCCUGCCCAGAAUCCCUCUUCUUCCACUUCCUCGCCGCCGCCGAGCCGUCGGACGACGUCACAGCCCUGCGCCGCGCGCUCGCCGCCUCCUUCCCGUCCCUCCGCUUCCAGAUCUACCCGUUCCGCGCCGACGCAGUGACCGGUCUCAUCUCCGCCUCCGUGCGCGCGGCCCUCGAGGCGCCGCUCAACUACGCGCGGAACCACCUCGCCGACCUCCUCCCGCCCUGCGUCCCCCGCGCCAUCUACCUCGACUCGGACAUCCUCGCCGCCGACGACGUGCGGCGCCUCUGGGAAACCCGCCUGCCCGCGGCCGCGGUGGUCGCCGCGCCCGAGUACUGCCACGCCAACUUCUCCCGCUACUUCACGCCCGCCUUCUGGUCCGACCCGGCGCUCGGCGCGCGGGUCUUCGCCGGCCGCCGCCGCGCGCCCUGCUACUUCAACACGGGCGUCAUGGUCGUCGACCUCCGGCGCUGGCGCGCCGGCAACUACCGCCGCCGCAUCGAGCGGUGGAUGGAGAUCCAGAAGGAGAAGCGCAUCUACGAGCUGGGCUCGCUGCCCCCGUUCCUGCUGGUGUUCGCCGGCGAGGUGGAGGCCGUCGACCUGCGGUGGAACCAGCACGGCCUCGGCGGCGACAACGUGCACGGCAGCUGCCGCCCGCUCCACGACGGGCCCGUCAGCUUGAUGCAUUGGUCCGGCAAGGGCAAGCCGUGGGACAGGCUCGACGCCGGCAGGCCGUGCCCGCUCGACCACACAUGGAAGUCCUACGACCUCUACAUUCCCGGAGACGGCAGCGGCGCCGCCUCCCCGGCCUCCGGGCCGGCGGCAUUGUCUGCUUCUUGGUAGGAAGCUCCUAGCUGCACUAGACUAGAUACUCCAAUAAUUCUUUUGUUGGUUGGGCGGCUCUCGGCAGCAAUGGCGGACCGGGCACCGCAUUGGUGCUACUGCUGUCAUCUGCUGCCGCCGCCGCUCCCCAUCGGCUGUACAGAGCACUGAAGGACGGAAGGAACUAGGAGGCUGCCGCGAUUCGCGGCGACCAGGAGGGUGGAGAUCGGAUAGAGAAAAGAAGACCUUGUUCUUUUCAGUAGGAUUCAGAUUGAUUAUUUGGGGGGAUUUUCAUUCUUUUUGUAGGGUGGGCGUUCUUGGGGAUUCCCAGCUCGCUCCAUCGCUAGCGAUGUACAAUUCGUUGAUAGUCAAGACCUGGAAUUUUGUUCUAUUUAUCAAUGAUUCUUUCAUUCUUAAUA
Molecule: messenger RNA, 1500 nt
Organism: Lolium rigidum
Lineage: Eukaryota; Viridiplantae; Streptophyta; Magnoliopsida; Poales; Poaceae
Product: probable galacturonosyltransferase-like 9
Exons: 1
Coding region: 20-1102 (360 amino acids)
Cellular component (GO): Golgi apparatus
Molecular function (GO): glycosyltransferase activity
Source: RefSeq, a predicted model, not a curated record